Messenger RNA from Durusdinium trenchii, 1908 nucleotides. Lineage: Eukaryota; Dinophyceae; Suessiales; Symbiodiniaceae. The record is from the annotation of a GenBank genome assembly.
CACGUUUCGGCCUCAAGACAUACUGGAAGACUGGUGUUGCCAUGCCAGCCCCGCCGGGCUCCGACUUGCGGCACAAGUGCCCCGUGACGCGGGAGCAUUUGAGUAACGAGCUGCAGGCCCUACAGCGACUUCUGAAUGAUGAGCUUCGGGAGACUGGAGACCGCUUGCGCGAGGCCUUCCGCACCGAUCUGGCGCCCCUUUCGGCCAUGCUCCAGGAGUUGCAGUCCAACACGCCGGUCUUGUCGGCUGCGCAUCCCCAGCAGGCCGUGCAGUCGCGACUUAUCGCCGUGCAACCGAAGGAGUCCUCCCUGGCGGCCUCCGCUUCGCACCUGAGGGAUGGAGCUCAGGAGAUGGAUGGCUCCGCGUAUCCCAGCGAGGCACCCGAGGGGCCCAAACCUGCUUGGGAAGAGGAGGAGAAGGAGGACAAUGCGAUGUCCAUGUCCCAGGCCGAGAGGUUUCCCUCGGACGCGCCCUGGGCAGUGCAGCGGCUGCGCAAGAUGGACACCAGGGACAAAUCCAGGAAAUGGAGGACGGAGCAUUCGCGGAAUGUCCGCAAGAGCACUGGUCACCUCGCCGCGGGCGCAGCAGUCCUGGACAAGGCGCGCUCCAAAGAAAUUGGCCGACAGGGCUGGGCGUGGAUGAUCGUGGAGCAUGACUACUUCAACUGGGUCCUUGUUGCUGCGCUGCUGGCGAAUGCGCUGACCUUUGGUGUUCAAGCCAAUGUGAUGGCCAGCAACGGAGGCCAAAUACCAGAGAUCUUCACUGUCAUUAACGUGAGCUUCUGCGUGCUCUUCGCGCUGGAGCUCCUUCUGCGCAUCAUUGCCUAUCAGAGGAGGUUCUUAUGGGGAGAUGGUUGGGCCUGGAAUGUCUUCGACACGGUGGUGGUGCUCUCCAGCAUGAUCGACGAGUUCUCGCAAGCGCUUUUUGUUGGGACCUCCUCCGAGAUGCAACAGCACCUGCUAGGCUUCGCUGGCGUGCUGCGGAUGCUGCGCUUGGGUCGGGUGCUACGGCUGGUGCGACUCAUUCGGGUGAUCCCUGCGCUGAAGUCCAUGGUGUACCUGAUUUCGGCCUCCAUGAACUCCUUCUUUUGGACAGGUGUCUUGCUGUUGAUCCUCAUGUACUGUGUUGCGGUGUACUUCACCGAUUUGGCCACCGAUGUGGUCCUCUUGAACCGGACCAAGGGCUUCGAUUCCAGUGAGAUUGUGAAAUACUGGGGAUCGCUGGGGCAGGCGGUGUCGUCGCUCUUUCAGGCCAUCACUGGUGGCAUGGAUUGGCGUGUAGUCGUGGAGGUCUUCCAUGAGAGCUCUCCUGAGCUUCACGAGCUCUUGAACAUUAUCUUCUCUCUCUACAUCGCCUUUGCCACCUUAGUGAUGCUCAACUUGGUGACCGGCGUCUUUGUGGAAGGCGCGCAGCGGAUCGCCAAGGAGGAAAAAGAACAGGAACUCAUCAAGAGCGUCCAGAAGUUGUGCAAAAUGACCUAUGCCAGUCAUGAUGGCGAGAUUACCUGGGAAGAGUUCGAAGCCAACUUGCGGACCCCCGAGAUGGAAGCAUAUCUCAAAGCUUUCGACAUGGACCCAAACCAGGCCAGAGAUAUCUUCUAUGUGUUGGAUCGUGACGACACGGGCACCGUCAGCCUGGAGGAGUUUGUCGGCGCGUCCAUUAAGCUCCAUGCCCCUGCACGGAUGGCUGACCGAGAGAUCUUGCGAAACUACAUGAAGGAUUCCUUCGCUGAGAUGAACUUCCGACUCUCCAGACUUGAAGAUCUGUGGCAGAGGCCAAGCAAAGACCCCCGGCCAUCAAGGAAGGAGGACGAGGGCAGAUGCUGAGGGCCAACCGUAAGAUAAUGCCAAAGGCCUGGUUUUGGCCAUGCUUCCCAGGUUGGAUCAUGCCAGAGCCCGUCAUUCUCGC